Molecule: messenger RNA, 4426 nt
Organism: Thalassophryne amazonica
Lineage: Eukaryota; Metazoa; Chordata; Actinopteri; Batrachoidiformes; Batrachoididae
Product: protein FAM49B-like
Exons: 11
Coding region: 183-1160 (325 amino acids)
Biological process (GO): positive regulation of T cell activation; regulation of actin filament polymerization
Molecular function (GO): small GTPase binding
Source: RefSeq, a predicted model, not a curated record
ACCGCUCCUUUUAUAGUGAGCCGAGGGCGCGAUCCGGUUUCCGGGUUCACUAUGUAGACGAGGCGGACCGACACCCAGAUCAGAACCCGCUGCUCGGACUCCGCAGACCCGGCAUCGAUCCGGAUAUCGAUCAUCGAUCAGGACAGGUGUAAAAGUCAUCCUGGUCAAACCGUCUGGACAGGAUGGGUAACCUCAUUAAAGUACUGACCCGAGACAUCGACAAUGGUGGAAACUUCUUCCUGGACUUUGAAAACGCUCAGCCUUCCCCAUCAGAGAUGGAGGUGUGGGAGAAGGUGAACCAGGUGCUGACGGAGGCUCAGGUCAUUCUGGACGACCUGCAGGCCUAUGGGGGUGCGGGAGAGGAGAUUCGACAGGCCAUCCAGAAACCGGGAACGGAAAGCGUACAGGAGAAGGCGUGGUCAGCUGUGAUUCCUCUGGUCGCCAAACUCAAAACCUUCUACGAGUUCUCUCAGAAGCUUGAAUCUAGCCUGCAUUGUCUUCUGGACAUCCUCACCUGCUCUGGAUCGACUCCGACGCAGCACCUGGAGCAGAAACAGGCUCUGGCACGUCAGUUCGCCCACAUCAUGCACUUCACGCUGCGCUUCGACGAGCUCAAGAUGACAAACCCCGCCAUCCAGAACGACUUCAGCUACUACCGCCGGACGGUCAGCCGUAUGGUCCUCAAAAACGUAUCUACUGAGUCAGAGAGUUACAUCAACAACGAGCUGGCCAAUCGGAUGUCUCUGUUUUAUGCGUGUGCCACACCCAUGCUAAAGACGCUCAGUGACGCCACGUCCAAGUUCGUCUCCGAUAAUCCGGACGUCCCAAUAGAAAACACCACCGACUGUCUGAGUACGAUGGCCAGUGUGUGCAAAGUGAUGCUGGAAACACCGGAGUAUCGUAGCCGUUUUGCCAGUGAGGAGACGGUGUUGUUCUGCCUGCGUGUGAUGGUUGGGGUCAUCAUCCUCUACGAUCACGUCCAUCCAGCCGGAGCCUUCGUUAAGACUUCCAAUAUCGAUAUGAAAGGCUGCAUCAGGGUGUUGAAGGAGCAGCCGCCCAGCAGCGUGGAGGGAUUACUCAACGCUCUCAGGUACACAACCAAACAUCUGAACGACGAGGCUACACCAAAGCAAAUCAAAAACAUGCUGCAGCCAAAUUAACUCCGACUGGACGAGUACGAGGAAACCAAAAGUGUUCUGGUCCACAUUUCAAAAUGACUACUGAACAAACUGAGCUCAUAUUUCUUUAUUUAACCUGUUAUGUUUUUUUUUUGUUUGUUUUUUUUAAUUUAAACCAAAGUGUUAUAAAGUGUCAGAAAAUGUUUAUGCUUUAGGACUCAGCCGUGAGGUUCGAGCUGCAUUCAGGUCUCAUUUUACUUACUUAGUCACAUCUGCCAUAUAGUGGACAUUAUCAUCAAAUUCACUUUAAAUUCUAGCUAAACUCUUUUGAGUUCAUGCUAAAUACGAUCGUAUAACUGAUCUUUGGUACGAAAGCAGUCAUGUGGCAUCACAAUCACAUUUAUGACCAAUUUUUUAAAUUCCAUUCCAUCAAACAGUAAAAUAAAACUGCUUUUCAACUUGUUGCCAUCACUGACCGCGGGUACGUACAGCGAGUAUCAAGAAUAUACAGUGUGACCUGAGGGUGGCGCUAGAACAGAUGCUACAAAUGAUUAAACAUUCAUUCUCUACUCGUCUGUUCAAUAAAAUAUAGAAGUUACUGAGAUAUGAUUCUUUCAGGAUCAAAGUUGGGUUGAUGCGGUAACAAACGUCACCAUCCGCCGAAGCUAGUUGAGCUAAAACCAAAGCCACCAUGUGCGCUAACAACGCGAUGUGCGUCAUGAAUGACUGCAGUCAGAUUCGGUUAACUUUUAAAAGUUCUUCAGUCAAACUGUUCCUCUUCCUGUUUAUUGUUUCAUAGACUGAAGUAGACUUUGUGUUAUCGCGCAUCGACUCUUUGCGUUAACGUGUAAAAACUUGCGCACAUCUUACUGAUCAGAAAAAUGGCCUCUGGUUUUCUCGCACAUCGUUUCCAGCGCUGCAGAGCUAAACGAUAGUGAGCCUGCUGCCUCAGACUUUUAAACUUAAUUCUGGUGGCGCCACCUAAAGGCUGAUGUGCGCUCGGUUUAUUUUACUGCAGUAAUUUGAAAUUUAAAUGUGUUUACGUUUCGUCCUCGAUGUUGUUCAGAGAACCGAAGAGACGUGGAUGCAGCUUUGGCACUUUUCUUUCUGCACAGAUUUUUUUUUCUUGGUGGUCUAAUGUUCAAUCACCAGAACCAUUUAUGGAACUCAGGAACUACUUCUAGAACCCAGGAAAAAAGUAAAACUUUAUGGUUCAACUCGUCUGUGCACACACACACACGCACACACACAAAGCCCUGUGGCAAGAGGCUUUUUAUAAGUUCCAAGCACAGUGAGUGACGCCUCAGUGAGACCUUUUAGUCAUAGCUUGACUGCCCCAGAGGUGGCACCUUAACAGUCAUGUAGUGAUUUUAAUGUGGCCAACGAGGCUGUCUUUGAGGACUGCAUGGACCUCAUGGACCUGGUAACCAUAGUGACAGUGAUUUAAUGCACCUCAACUUUGAAAAAAGUCCUGGUUUCAGUGUCCAGAGACACAGCUGGACUUGGUGGUGUAAUCCCAGCAGUCUUGCCAAGGAGAUUAACCAUGUCCUUGUGGGAAAAUGCUGGUAAUGUUUGUAGCACUGUAGGGUCUACAGAAGUGCCCAGUUUUGAGUUCUGAGCAGACUUGCUAUAGUUCCUUGAGAAGCCAGCUGAAGUCUUGCAGACGGUCUUCUCAGUGCGCAAGACUAAUUCUGAGCAGACUUCAAGAUCAGACCAUUAACCAGGAAUAUGUUGGCUGUAGGACUUUUAGAGAUGGACACAACUGGUGAGCCUAAUGGAAUGUGGGAGUUCUUCUGCGACCUUCCCCUGAAAAUUGCUGAGGAUUGUACUGGAGUUGCCCAUGUCCAUAGGAGGAGGUGUUUCACCUCUGAGGGUAAGUAUUACCAAGAAGAGUCAUAGUGUAUGUCUGAGCAGAAUUCCAGGCUAACUAGGCAACUGAAAAAGCAGCCUUUGAUGACCCAGAGAGUGGACAAGCAGGUGUUACUCAACAGCUGUGGUCUAGUGACCUCCAACCUGUUUACAGAGGAAUCAAAGCACUGUUGAAUUUUUCUAAAAUAAUAAUAAUAAUAAUAAUUUUCCCUCUACUACACCACAAUGGAGCAGAAAUAAAAACAUGACAUAAUUAUUCUAGCGUCUGGAUAGGGUGCAGCCCUUCCCUCUACUGGGCAUACGGGGUACUGCACGAAACCGCUCACCGCAGUCUGGAAAUACCGUUGAAAGCAGACAUGAGCUGAUUCAGACUUUUAGUUCUUGUGGUUUGUGGAGAUCGCGGUUCCUAUCGUUCGUUAGUUCCUGGGGUCUAGUUGUACUUCCUGUGUUUUCUGGUGGCUUUGCUGGAAAAAUGACUGAACAUGCUCAGUAGCCAGUGAAACUUAUGAUUCCGUUCUCAUUUGUGCGUCUUAAUACAAGAAAUUCGCUGCCGUCGUUACGAUGCAAGAAACGACCGCUUGCAAGUAUGACUGCUGCGGCAUUCUGCAGUGACAACGAUGCAUCCUGGCAUUGUUGUCAUUUAAGAAGCUUUGAUUCGUGUUCAACACCGUCUUUUGUAGCAGCUCACUCACGUUGCAUCCAUGUGGAGAAGCUUCUGCUUCUUAACCGGUUAAUUCAAGCUUAGAUUCUUAUGUACAUCGGUGGCCUGGCGAGGGCGCCCCCAUCAGGACAGGACGUUCAUUAAUACAGGUGCUCUGCACACGCCCCAGGGCCGGAGCUCAGGUUGGGAUCACCAGUUACAGACAGGACAUAGUUCGAUGAGUUGGCCGUAUCUGCGUUAGCUUAUUCUUUUUGGAAUGCGGCAGAGCGGUCGGUGCUGAUGACCUGAAAGUUGCUGUUCAGAUGCAGAGCAGAUGGAUGUAAAUGGGAUAUUCAACGAUAACUUUAAUGUUCGAUCCCAACAUUGGUUUCGAUGGACUAGCAAAGGUGGGCGAUGAAAUAAAGUCAGAUUCCACACGUCAGAUGUGAAAUAAAUGUAAAUCCUGAGUUUAAUUUUUGCAAAGACUCUCUGGACUGUAAAAUAUUGAAUUUGGGAGUUAUCGGUAAAAAUAUGAAAAUAGUCAGUUUUUUUUGUUUGUCACAUGUGGACAGAAAACAUGGAUAAAGUCUUGAAAACUGGCUACUGGGUGUGAAUGGGUUUAGAAGUGACGGAGGAACUGAUCCGAGGGAGACCUCAGACUGACGGCAUCUCCGUCUGAAAGCUGGAUUUUAUUUUUUCUACCUUAAUGCUGCCGUGGAUCAAAUUUAUGGCAUUAAUUAAUGUGUACAAGAAAUUAUGUUUGUGAAAUGUUGUCCAAAUAAAGUUUUUACAUUUUUAA